Messenger RNA from Rhododendron vialii, 1950 nucleotides. RefSeq lists its product as uncharacterized. Bases 780 to 1715 code for a protein of 311 amino acids. The transcript has 3 exons. Gene Ontology annotation, molecular function: phosphoglycerate dehydrogenase activity. NCBI's taxonomy places the organism in Eukaryota, Viridiplantae, Streptophyta, Magnoliopsida, Ericales, Ericaceae. The record is from RefSeq and is a predicted model, not a curated record.
CCCAAUCCAAGUGGUUGUUGGGAGUGAGAAGUCCAGGCACAAAGAAGAUAACUGAAUUUAUAGCCGUUGGAUGCUUCUCUUUUCCAUCCAUCCAAGCUCUUCGCCCAUCUUUUUCAAGACGACAAUUACUAUGUCAACCGACCUUUGUUUUUUGAAGAAAUUCUCUAUUUCCUGGAUAAGAUCAUGUGGAUCCAAAAAAUACAACCAAUCAAUUGAUUCCCCUUGGCUCAUUCAUUAAACUAUUCAAUACCCAUCACCAAAACAUAGAUAGAUUAUCACCAACAGCAAGUAAACUCUCACAAUUCGCCCCAAUUGGUCCACUUUUUUGGAAUCCGAAAGUGAUUUGAAGUAUUGGGUUUUCGUAUUUCUCUUCUUUUUUUUUAAUAUUGUUACAAUUCCAGCCACAAAAAGACGGAGAGCGCCACCCGUGGCUGUGGAUGGAAGAUUUUCUUGGGGACUUGUGGCUCUCUAUAUCUCUCUAGAUUCUCAUUCUACAGAGUCAUAGAGAGAGACUUGUAGAGAGAGAGAGAGAGGACUAGUUUUACUCGCCGGCGGUUUUGUUGACUUUCGCCGGUUUUCUUAAUUUGAUUCUCUCUCUACGGCCCAGAGUUUGUGGGUGCCAAGCUCGGUCUCUAUUGUUCAAUUGGAGAUUGGAAAACAAUAUUGGAAAUUGGAAAGAGAAAUCGUGCUCUGAUUGGCUUUGGAUCCAGUGACACCUGGAUUUCUCUACCUGUCUGGUUUCUCGAUUACAUGCCAAUCACUAUUAAAUCUCCUGAAAAAUGGAGAAUACCCAUGAAAGAUUGACCGGAGAAAACACACCCGAUUCGGGGCUACUUAUUACUUCUAAGAACCCUUUGUUCAGCAGCAAAUUCUCAUUGCCAUGGUUUCACUUGAGGGUUUUCUAUGUUAGAAUCAGCUGUUUCUCAGUUGACGAUUCAACCCCCGAGUGUCUCACUCUGAACCACGUCCGUCUGACCCCAGACACAAUCCUUGAAGUGAAUGGUGAGAGAUGUAGCACCAACUGUAAAGGAAUCUCAUCUGUUCUUCGGAGAGAUAGAGUCGAUAAGAAAUCCGAAGAAGCCACAUUCGUUUGCACCGAUAGUAUAAGGUUUGCUGGGAGUGUGAAAUUUGAGGUUUUUGAUAAGGAUGAUAUGGUGCUUUAUGGGGUUGUUGAAAUGUCUAGUAGUAAUGGUUUGAAUAGAGAAUUGAGGAGCACUAAAAAGUGGAAAAUGAACUGUGUAUCGGUGAUGAGUACUACCGGUGGAUUCUUGAAGGGGAAACAGAUUGUGGGUUCUGAAUCGUUUUCUCCUACGAUUGAUGUAUAUGUUGCUGGUUGCUGCUUGGACAAACCGAUUAUUCUGACCAAGACUUUGCAACUCGGGUUGAGAAAGAAGCACAAUAGGAAGGUGAUGUUGGAUUCGAUUCCGGAGUAUGAGACAACUGAAUCCCAGAAAAACACUCCAUCUGGACUUGAUCUGCAGGUAACUGAAUACAGAAACUACAAACCAGAAAGCGAAGAAGACUACAACAUGAUGCAUUGGGGGAGGACAGGAUACAUGGAAGGUGAAGAUGGUGAACUUUCCUGGUUCAAUGCCGGUGUUAGGGUUGGUGUCGGAAUAGGCCUAGGGGUUUGCCUUGGAGUUGGAAUAGGAGUCGGUUUAUUAGUCCGUACUUAUCAAGUCACUACCCGAAACGUAAGAAAUCGGUUUCCAUAAUUUCUCUUUACCAAGAACCAUUUUCUUUCUUUUAACUGCAUAUUUUUCACGCGGUGGAAGUUCUUGUAUUGGCAGCAGUUGUUUUUGCGUGUUUCACAUUCAUUUUUCGUGUAUGAUCUUGUUUUGUAAGCAGGGUGUUACUUUGUUACGGUGACGACUGUUUAGGUCUCAGGUUUGUACUAGUUAUAAGAUUGGAAGUGUUGCAUAUAUAAUAGGGCUUUGAUUUUGUAUUGCC